Molecule: messenger RNA, 1176 nt
Organism: Nematostella vectensis (starlet sea anemone)
Lineage: Eukaryota; Metazoa; Cnidaria; Anthozoa; Actiniaria; Edwardsiidae
Product: inosine-uridine preferring nucleoside hydrolase
Exons: 2
Coding region: 37-987 (316 amino acids)
Molecular function (GO): hydrolase activity, hydrolyzing N-glycosyl compounds
Source: RefSeq, a predicted model, not a curated record
UCUGCUUUCAAGGGUAUUUGGACCAUUAUUCGAAAGAUGGCGGACUCGAGGCCGGAUUCUCAGCGUCCAAAGGUUAUUAUUGACUGUGAUGUUGGUAUAGACGACGCGCAAGCCAUUUUUAUUGCCCUGUCACAAAAUGUCGACGUCGUAGCUAUUACGUGUGUAGCGGGAAAUGUUGAAAUAGGCAAGGUGUCCAGAAACUGUCUACGAGUUCUCGACGUUUGUGGACGAACUGAUAUUCCUGUCUACAAGGGCGCUACAAAAGGCCUGCUAGGCCACACAUUUGAUUUGCCUGGCUACCAUGGGGUGGAUGGUCUAGGAGAUGCUACUGAUGCCAAGGAACCUGACUUGACACUUCUUCAGAAGGGCCAUGCUGUGUCUGCGAUGCUUGACAUUGUGAGAAAACUCCCUGGUGAAGUCACCAUAAUAGCUCUUGCCCCCCUGACAAACCUUGCCUUAGCUUGUAGAAUGGAUCCAGAGUUCAGUAGGAACCUUAAAGCAAUAUACAUGAUGGGAGGUAACCAUCACGGCGUCGGAAACCACUUCAUUUCAGCCGAGUUCAAUUUUGGUGUUGACCCUGAAGCAGCCUUUGUUGUCCUAAAUGAAUUCAAGUGUCCAAUGACAAUAAUCACAUGGGAGUUUUGCCAGGAGAAUCCAGUCGGUUGGGAAUUUUUCAAUCAUUACAUUGAUCUGCCAACCAAGAAGUCUCAAUUUAUCAAGAGUAUAAGUGGAAAGGUGAAAGAAUUUGAGAAGGGUGGUCCCUGGUUGACGUGUGACCCAUUUGCAGUGGCUGUAGCAGUCUGUCCUAACAUCGUUAAGAAGGCGAAGAUGGUGCAUGCAACUAUUGAGUUGGAAGGCAAGGUGACAAGAGGGCAGAUGGUAGUGGAUUGGCGUGGUGUCCUCAAAAAGGACUGCAAUGUGAGGCUCGUUGAGGAGGUUGAUCUUGAAAUGUUUAAGGCGCUACUCAUAGAGUCUGUCCAGUACUGAAAAUAAUGAACUCCUAUGCAUUUUUUUUUUCAUAACCGGUCAUUUUGUAUCUAUUCAAAAAAUUGCUAAGAUAUUAAUUUUCUCUAAAAUGCUUCAUAUUUAUAGUAAAUCAAAAAUCUGUUCAGCUAUUUUAUGAAAUAUGUUUUAUUACAAAGUAUAAAGUCAAUAAUACAAUACAUUUCCAAAGCA